Molecule: messenger RNA, 1275 nt
Organism: Morchella importuna
Lineage: Eukaryota; Fungi; Ascomycota; Pezizomycetes; Pezizales; Morchellaceae
Exons: 5
Coding region: 1-1275 (424 amino acids)
Molecular function (GO): oxidoreductase activity, acting on the CH-CH group of donors; flavin adenine dinucleotide binding
Source: RefSeq, a predicted model, not a curated record
AUGGUCUACGAAGUUCCUGCCAUUGUGGCGGACAAGGUGUCGCCGAGAGCUAAGCAACUGUUGCAGAAGGUCUCAGACUUUGUUGAAAACGAAUGUAUCCCCGCCGAUUCCAUCGUCGACGCCCAACUCCCUACCGACCCUUCAAAACGCUUUCUUAACACCUACCCUUCUAUAAUCGACGAGCUCAAGGCGAAAGCCAAAGCACAGGGCCUCUGGAAUUUGUUCUUGUCACAGAUCCACUACAAAGAGGGUGUGGCAUUGACAAACCUCGAGUAUGGACUCAUGGCUGAGCUCUUGGGGAAGAGCUUCGUAGCGUCAGAGGCUAUGAAUUGCUCGGCACCUGACACGGGGAAUAUGGAGGUUCUGGCGAAGUACGGGAAUGAGGCGCAGAAGAAGGAGUGGCUGGUACCGCUUUUGAAUGGCGAGAUUAGGAGCGCUUUUGUUAUGACGGAGAGAAUGAAGGCGAGUGCGGACGCGAAGAACAUCGAUCUGGAUAUUAGACAGGAAGGAAACGAGUAUGUGCUCAAUGGAUCGAAAUGGUGGAGCUCUGGUGCUGGAGACCCACGGUGUAAGCUUUACCUUGUCAUGGGGACCCCCGGAGUAACAGUUCUCCGCUCUCUGUCAGUAUACGGCUAUGAUGACGCUCCUCACGGCCACUGCGAACUCAUCUUCAAGAACUGCCGUAUCCCUAUUACAAACAUGGUCCUCGGCCCCGGGCGUGGUUUCGAGAUCAUCCAAGGGCGUCUUGGUCCAGGCCGCAUCCACCACUGCAUGCGCUCCAUCGGCGCCGCCGAGAUGGGUCUUGCCUACAUGAUUGCUCGCGUCAACGACCCUGCGCGCAAAACCUUUGGAAAGCUUCUCUCCGAGCACGGCACUAUCCUUGAAUGGAUUGCCAAGUCUCGUAUUGAAAUCGAUGCUGGAAGGCUGCUAGUGCUACAGGCCGCAGAGAAGAUUGACCGUUCCGAUGCAAAGGGCGCCAUGAACAUGAUCUCAGAGGCGAAGAUCUAUGUCCCCUCUAUGGCAUGUACAGUACUUGAUAGAGCAGUCCAGGCACACGGAGCUGGUGGUGUAAGCCAGGAUUUCCCAAUUGCAAAGAUGUGGGCACACCAGAGAACACUAAGAAUCGCGGAUGGACCUGAUGAGGUGCACCUGAACCAGUUAGGCAGGACAGAAAAUAAGAGAGCCGAAGAGAUUACGGCAACGUUGAAGAUGCAGAAAGCGAAGGUUGAAGAACUGAUGAGGCAGUACAAGAUCCAGGACAAGUCGAAGUUGUAG